CUUACAAAUAUACUGGUAUAUAUCAUUUGUUUCGUACACAGUGAAUUCUAGACGAUGCCAGUAAUUAAAACUACUUUAAAAGAGUUUGCAGAGAACACAUCGGCGCAUGGAGUUAAUAAGCUUGUGACCUCCAAAGGAUGGUUCAUCAAACUUAUCUGGCUGGUGUUGUUUCUUGGCGCCUCCUCCAUGAUAGUGUAUCAGGUUUCACGAUUAGUGGUCAACUAUCUGCGGAGACCUGCAACCGCGAAGACAACCGUUGUGAACAAACCUCUGCUGUUCCCCUCCGUCACCAUAUGUAACCUCAACCCUGUCCGAUACUCCAAGGUGAAGACAGACCCUGCCCUAAUCGAACUGGUGGGGAACCUUGCAAAAAAGAUGAACAUGUCUUUAGACGCAUUCCCGUAUGACGGGACGAACGAACCGCCUGAUCCGACGUACCCAGAGCCGGCAAACACCACAGUGGAACAAAUUCUUGAAGAAUACUCGGCUGAUUUCCUGAUGCAACUGAACGCUGCGGGAGAAAAAAUCGUCAAGUCUUACUCUCAAAAACUAGAAAGCCUCCUCGUCAGCUGCUCGUUUGCUGGAAAGCCAUGCAGUGCCGAUGACUUCACCACGAUUUCCAACUUCGAUUAUGGGAUAUGUUAUCAGUUCCCGAAUGCUACAAACUUCCCAAACGGUGUUUUGUUUCACAAUGCUGGCCCCCUAUUUGGUUUCCGCUUAGUACUGAACAUCGACCAAAACGAGUACAUCCCUUUCCUGACGCCCGGAGCAGGUAUCCGAGUUCGGAUCCAUGAGAUAAAUUCAUCAGCCAACUUGCUAGAACAAGGCCAUUCGAUUCCUGCUGGCUUUGAAACUUCUAUUGGCGUUCGACCGGUUGUUACAGUGAAUCUUCCAGCUCCAUUCGGGACAUGCGAUGAAACAAAUGCAUUCAGCGAUAUUUUGGGUUGCCAAAGAGAUUGUUUAGAAUCGGCCAUAACGCGGAAGUGCCAGUGCUCCCGACUGAUCAGCUGGGAACUGGCGUUUGAGGCAAAUGGUGAAGAUAGCGGAAGUCAAUCAAACCAACCAUGCGAAAAACAACAUAUUGGCUGCAUAAAGGAGGUUAUCAAGCGAAACCAAGAAGGAAUUAUUGUUUGCGGUUGCAUACAUCCAUGCAGGAAACACACGUACGAAAUGAAGACAUCGAUGACGCGGUACCCGUCCACCCACUACGACCCAGCUCUUAGAUACACACUUAGUCAGUGGAUCGACCAGGGAAAGAUAUACUCGGUCGAGGAAUCAAGGAAGAAUAUUCUUUCCCUAAAAGUCUAUUUCUCUGACCUUGAAGAAAAAACGAUCGAGGAAGAGGAGGCGUACCCAUUUGAAAACCUGCUGAGUGAUAUUGGAGGACAGCUGGGACUCUGGCUGGGGAUUUCAGUUUUCUCCGUCUGUGAAGUUGUUGAACUUCUCUAUCUAAUCAUUCACAACAGUUUGAGAGGAAAGAAAACGCAAGUCCUUGCGUUUUCCUCACCCGAGUAACAAAGGCAUGUGUGGGUUGGGUGGGUUGGGUAGUCAAGUUCGUGGCAUUUCCUCACAGA
This is a messenger RNA of Gigantopelta aegis, 1574 nucleotides long. Its product is annotated as degenerin-like protein asic-1. The coding region runs from base 55 to 1515 and encodes 486 amino acids. Gene Ontology annotation, molecular function: ligand-gated sodium channel activity. The transcript is spliced from 12 exons. Gene Ontology annotation, biological process: sodium ion transmembrane transport. NCBI's taxonomy places the organism in Eukaryota, Metazoa, Mollusca, Gastropoda, Neomphalida, Peltospiridae. Gene Ontology annotation, cellular component: membrane. The record is from RefSeq and is a predicted model, not a curated record.